Messenger RNA from Homarus americanus (American lobster), 4698 nucleotides. RefSeq names its product transient receptor potential protein-like. Lineage: Eukaryota; Metazoa; Arthropoda; Malacostraca; Decapoda; Nephropidae. Gene Ontology annotation, cellular component: cation channel complex; membrane. The coding region runs from base 466 to 4104 and encodes 1212 amino acids. Gene Ontology annotation, molecular function: protein binding; store-operated calcium channel activity; inositol 1,4,5 trisphosphate binding. The record is from RefSeq and is a predicted model, not a curated record. Gene Ontology annotation, biological process: manganese ion transport; calcium ion transmembrane transport; regulation of cytosolic calcium ion concentration. The transcript is spliced from 18 exons.
UCGUCACCGCAAGCACCUCCCUUGCCACCACCUGUCCCGUUCACACUUCAUCCAUGGACUCACACCCCCACCUACCUCACACAAAUGGAGCUUGAAAAUCAAGGGAGGUGGAGAGAGAAGUAGUAAGGACAGAGUGUCACCAAUAUAAGAACUAACUUAAACUUGUGUGUGCUGUGGUAAAUACCGAGACGACCCCAUUUGGAUACAUAACCCACAUGGCUGGUGUAUGAGAGGCUCGUAUACUGUUAGCCGAGAUCGAUGUAAUAGUAUGGUACAGUACCGGUAACAGUGAAUCUGGACAUAUGAAGCAGCGACCUACUUGGGUAUAGUCAGUCGUCUAGAAACUGUUGUUACUCCACUCCUUGACGUCAGUUCCUCGGUGAUCUACUUAGAAUUUAUUGUUAAGGGAUUAUCUGGAAAAAAAACUAAUUCUGGUCGAUCACUUGGGGGCUCCCUGUCGUUACGAUGGGUGCGAAAAAAAGGCAAAAAGAGGACUCCAGCAACACCCUGGAUGUGGCGGCUUCUCCUCCUGAUCGAACUGAGUCACCUAAUAUUCUGACCAAGAUUCAGCAGGACCUCGACGACCUGGACAAAGAUGAGCUGGAACAGAUCCUCAACGACGAGGAGAAGCGAUUCCUCCUGUAUGUGGAACGUGGCGACGUAGCCUCUGUCAUGCACAUACUCAAGAAGGCCAAGAAAGAAAAUCAGAAGAAAGUGGGCGCCUUCAAUAUCAACUGCCUGGACCCUCUGGGACGCUCCGCUCUUAUCAUCUCCAUCGAGAAUGAGAACUUGGAGAUGGUAGAACUGCUGCUGAGUGAGAAAAUUGAGCCAAAGGACGCUCUGCUGUUUUCUAUCGCUGAGGAGUACGUGGAGGGGGUGGAAACCCUCUUGGCCCACGAGGAGUCGACCCAUAAACCAGGAGAACCCUACUCGUGGGAGCUAACCAACUUCGAGAGGACGAACUUCACCCCGGACAUCACACCGCUCAUCCUCGCCGCUCACAAGAACAACUACGAGAUUCUCAAGUUGCUACUGGACCGUGGCGCCACCCUGCCCAUGCCCCACGAUGUCAAGUGUGCCUGUGACGAAUGCAUUGAGGCUAGUGAUGAGGACUCCCUCAGACAUUCCCACUCGAGAAUCAACGCGUACAAGGCUCUCUCGUCUCCGUCCCUCAUCUGCCUUUCCAGCAAGGAUCCGCUCCUCACUGCCUUUACCCUGAGCGAGGACCUCAAUAACCUGGCCAGCAUGGAGAACGAGUUUAUGGACGAGUACACGUCCCUGAGGGAGAAGGUGCAGGAGUUUUCAAUGGCGCUGGUGGACGAGACCCGAACCACAACCGAACUGGAGAUAAUAUUGAACUACGACCCUGAAGGUGAACCGUACAGGCGAGGUGACUUCAUGCACCUCGCCAGGCUUAAGGAGGCAGUCAGCAAUAACCAGAAAUCGUUCGUGGCCCAUGCCAAUGUACAACAGCUGUUGGGCCGAGUGUGGUACGACGGUAUGCCGGGGUUCAAGCGACGUACCCUCCUGCAGCAGCUCCUGGAAAUCUUCAAGAUAGGCUGCAUCUUCCCCGUGUACUGCCUCGCCUUCCUCUUCGUUCCCAAUUCCUCCUACACCAAUGCUAUGAAGAAACCUUUCAUAAAGUUUAUUAUCCACUCAUCCUCCUACUGUACCUUCCUCUUACUGCUGGUCAUCGUAUCGUUACGUCUGGAAACGCUGGUGAUCGAGCUCUUUGGUAACGAGUGGAUGUUACAGCGGCUGGAACAGUACGAGAGGGAGGCACGGGGUGGCUUUCCCUCCUUGGUGGAGGUUCUCAUUGUUAUCUUCGUCUUCGGCUUCAUAUGGGGCGAGAUGACGACGCUGUGGGAAGAUGGCCUCACUGAGUACAUAAAGGACCUCUGGAACAUCGUCGACUUCAUCACCAACUUUUUCUACAUGAACUGGAUUUUCCUGCGGCUGACUGCAUAUUUCCUGACUCAGCGGGCGAUGUGGCAAGAUCAUGACCCCUACUUUCCGCGAGAAAUGUGGCCCGACUUCGAUCCCAUGCUUAUAUCUGAAGGGAUGUUUGGUGCUGGCAACAUCUUGAGUUUUCUGAAGUUGGUACACAUCUUCAGCGUCAGCCCGCACAUGGGGCCUCUCCAAAUCGCUCUUGGCAGGAUGGUGAUCGACAUUAUCAAGUUCUUCUUCAUCUACACGCUCGUGCUCUUUGCCUUCGGCUGUGGUCUGAACCAACUGCUGUGGUAUUAUGCGGAUAUGGACAAGGCCAAGUGCUACUCCCUCCCUGGUGACCAGAAGAACCCCAAAGAAGACCAGUCUUGUGCUGUUUGGCGAAGGUUUUCAAACUUGUUUGAGACGUCUCAGUCGCUGUUCUGGGCAUCGUUUGGGCUGGUGGACCUGCAGGUGUUUGAGUUGACAGGGAUCAAGUCAUAUACUAGGUUCUGGAGUAUGCUCAUGUUCGGCUCUUACAAUGUGAUCAACGUGAUCGUCCUCCUCAAUCUGCUUAUUGCUAUGAUGUCCAACUCUUACGCCUUCAUCUGUGCUAAGUGUGACAUGGAGUGGAAGUUCGCUCGGGCCAAGUUGUGGAUGAGUUAUUUUGAGGAGGGACGCGAGAUGCCCGCACCCUUCAACCUGGUGCCCAAGUUCAGUUCCCUCUUGGCACUCAAUAAGGGUAAAUCCCGGGCGUCCUUCAAGAAGAGGCAAGAAACUCUUCGUGAGACUCAGUAUCAGGGGGUGAUGAGGAACCUGGUACGGCGAUACGUGACCGCGGAACAGCGCAAGUCAGAGGAACGACUCAUCAACGAGGAUGACAUCAAUGAGGUGAAGCAGGAUAUCACUUCCUUCAAGUAUGAACUCAUGGACAUCCUGAGGAUGAAUAACUGGAAGCUUGGCACUCACAAGACUGAUGGCUUAUCUGCUAUGGGCAAGAAACACCAGGCAAGAGAGCGCCGGCUGAUGAAGGGCUUCAACAUUGGUCUGGUGGAGGGUCUCGACGCCACUAUCGCGGCCGGUGUCCAGAAGUCCCUCAGUAUCUUCACUAACCUCCACUUAAAGAACAAGAAGAAGAAGGACUGGAACCAGAUGGUCCGUACGCGCUCGGAGAGACGAGAUCAUAUCGGCUCCAGCAAGACGAGCAUUCAGCGCCAGACACUACGGGUCUGUACGAGGCAAAACAGCAAAACUUGGAAAGCUGUUCAGUUCUACCAGAAGCGUGGAGUGUUCAUGGGAGGAGAAAUCAACCCUACGAUGCUCAACGAGGUAACGAAAUCUCGCCAAUCAGAAUCGGAUAUUGUACAGAGAUACGGUAGGGGCUGGUGUGUGCUGCACAACCUCCGCGCCAAAGGUGAGAUGACACGUGAUGGCCUGCAAGCACGGAUUAAUGAGAGUUCAUCGUCUGGUAAAUCCUCCCCCACCAACCUCUCCGCAUCGCCAAAGAGACCGGUUCCAAAUGGCUCGCCGGGCAAACCUGCUGCAAAGUCGAAAUCAGUGUUGACGAAACCAUCAGAAUCACCUAGACCAGUGGGAACUAAGCCAAAUGAAUCAGCUAUAAGUAAACCAACGGAUACAUCUAAGCCACCAGUGACUAAGCCAACUGAAGCGCCUAAACCACCAGUGACUAAGCCAGCUGAACCAGUGACUAAACCAACGGAUACAUCUAAGCCACCAGUGACUAAGCCAGCUGAAACACCUAAACCACCAGUGACUAAGCCAAUUGAAACACCUAAACCACCAGUGACUAAGCCAGCUGAACCAGUGACUAAACCAACGGAUACAUCUAAGCCACCAGUGACUAAGCCAGCUGAAACAACUAAACCACCAAUGACUAAGCCAACUGAAGCGCCUAAACCACCAGUGACUAAGCCAACUGAAACACCAAAGCCAACAGUGACUAAGCCAACUGAAACACCAAAACCACCAGUGACUAAACCAGCUGAAGCAUCACCUAAGCCAGCAGCCCCAACAACACCUGGAAGAAGCGCGGCAACACCACUAAAAGCUUCCCCAGUCUCUCAACCAUCAACACCUUACCCAGCGACACCAACGCCUGAGCCCCUGGUGUCUGGAGUGUCGCUGGUCACCAAGCAGAAGAGAACUGGAUGGCUGUAGCUCUCCACUACUCACUCAGCAGCUGUGCCAGGGUAAGGCUUAUGCCAAGUUCGGGUUUGUGCCAAAUAAAUGGUCUUGUUCCCACCACUCUUCUAGCAGACGUGCCAAGAACAGUGUUAGUGCUGGUCACUAGAUCUUGUCGGCGGUUAAGGUUAGCUACCACAGUGCCUCGACUCACUGACCACAGUAUUCACUAAUGUUAUUCUGUAGUUUUGAAAGGAAAUAUUAAUUUUUUCUCAAUGAUGUACAUUACGCUCGUGUAACUUCCUUGUUGUGGACAAGGAUGUAGGCUGAGUAUAUUAAAAAAAAGUGCUUACUUAAGGAUAGUAUGCUACUUCUAACAAGGAAAAUGAAAACAUAAAAAUGUUUCAAUAUAUUACGUUUAGACAGUUUAAGUGCACUUAAAGUAUACAUGUUGAUACAAAUGUCAAAUGAGAUUUGUUCUUGAUGCAAAUUAAUAAUUCACUCGAAGAAUGAUUUUUUUUGCGUUAAUUCGUGUGUUAACUAGUAAAGUUUAAUCAUAAAAUUUUUUGUAAAACAACUUUUUAUUCGUCACAUAUAUGUUUAAAUUUAACAUUACUGUAUUGGAAAACU